This is a messenger RNA of Neurospora tetrasperma FGSC 2508, 2287 nucleotides long. RefSeq lists its product as uncharacterized. Gene Ontology annotation, biological process: lipid metabolic process. Gene Ontology annotation, cellular component: cytosol. The transcript is spliced from 3 exons. The coding region runs from base 1 to 2124 and encodes 707 amino acids. Gene Ontology annotation, molecular function: acetoacetate-CoA ligase activity. The record is from RefSeq and is a predicted model, not a curated record. NCBI's taxonomy places the organism in Eukaryota, Fungi, Ascomycota, Sordariomycetes, Sordariales, Sordariaceae.
AUGCGCCCAGACGUGAUCCCGACCAAACUUUGGGAGCACCCGGACCCGGAGAGCACGCCGAUGUGGCGGUUCUUGCAGAAUGUGAAUAAGCGACAUGGACUUGACAUGAAGACCUUCUCGGAGCUCCAUGAAUAUUCCCUCCAAAACCGCUCGCAAUUCUGGGCAGACGUCUGGGAGGAAGCCAACUAUAUCCACGAAGGCACCUACAGCAGAGUAGUCGACGAAUCCGCCCCCAUUGACGCCGUUCCCAUCUGGUUCGAGGGCGUCAAGCUCAGCUACGCCGAGAACGUGCUCUACUCCCGACCCAAGGGUAGCUCUUCAAGUCAAACCCGAUCCACAGUAGGGAAGGAAGACGACAAGGUAGCCGUGACCGAGGUGCGUGAAGGCGCAAGCGAAACCCGCGAUGCCACCUACGGCGAGCUCCGCGAGCGAGCAGGGAGACUAGCCGCCGCGAUGAAGGCGCGUGGAGUCAAGAAGGGCGACAUUGUGGUCAUUGUGGGUUCCAACAGCAUCGACACGCUGCUCGUCUGGCUGGCCACCUCGUGGUUGGGCGCCAUUUUCAGCAGCAGCUCGACCGACAUGGGCACCAAGGGUAUUCUGCAGCGGACGGUGCAAGUCAAUCCCAAGCUGCUGUUUAUGGACGACGCGGCCCUCUACAACGGCAAGAUCGUCGACCUCCGGGAAAAGAUGGCCGAAGUGGUCGAGGGCCUCAAAGACUGCAGCAACUUUGACAACAUUGUCUCUAUCCGACGCUUCUCCGAAGCCCGCGACAUCUCGGCCGUUCCGAAAGCCAUCACCUGGGACGACUUUCUUGCUUCCGCAGGCGCCACGCCCGCCAUCCCGGACUUCGUCCGCAUUCCCUUCCACGAACCCUACCUAAUCUGCUACUCCUCCGGCACCACCGGAACGCCCAAAGCAAUCGUACACUCCCUCGGCGGCGUGAUGAUCUCUUACUUCAAAGAAGGCGGGCUCCACGAAGGUCUUACGGGAUCCGACGUAACCCUCCAAUACACCACCACAGGCUGGAUCAUGUACCUCUCCAACGUCGCCAUCUUGCUCUACGGCGGCAAAACCAUCAUCUACGACGGCUCGCCGUUCAAACCUGACUCCUCCAUCUUGAUUUCCCUCGCCGCCCAGCAUAGAGUUACCAAGUUAGGCAUUUCUCCCCGAUGGAUGUUCGAAUUUGCCAAAAACGGCCAAUCACCCCGUGAAAUGGCCGACCUCUCAGCUUUGCGCAUCGUCACUUGCACAGGCAUGGUCCUCUCCGACCAACUAUUCGAGUGGUUCUACGACUCUGGCUUCCCCCCUUCGGUCCAGCUCGCCAAUAUCUCAGGAGGCACCGACAUCGCCGGCUGUUUCGGCAUCUGCAACCCCCUGACGCCCGUCUACGUCGGCGGCACCCAGGGUCCCUCCCUGGGCGUCGCCGUGGAAAUCUACGACUCCAUGGUUGGCGACGGCGAACCAGGCCGUCCCGUCCCCGAAGGCACAGCAGGCGAAUUGGUCGCCACCACCGCAUUUCCCAACCUGCCCUGCUUCUUCUGGGCCGAUCCCAUUCCCGAAGACCAGAAAGGGGUGGCGUCCCCGGGAACGCGCUACCACUCUGCCUAUUUUGCGCGCUUCCCGCACGUCUGGGCCCACGGCGAUUUCUGCGUGAUCCACCCGACCACGCGAUCUUUGCACCUCCUCGGGCGCGCCGACGGGGUUCUCAAUCCUUCGGGUGUGAGGUUUGGCUCGGCGGAGAUUUACAGUGUCAUUGAGCGCAGGUUCGCCGAUCGCGUGCAGGACUCGUUGUGUGUAGGGCAGAGGAGGCCGAAGGAUCAUGACGAGAGUGUGAUGCUUUUCUUGCUGAUGAAGCCCGGCCAGAAGCUGGAUGAGGCGCUGGUGAAAGAGGUCAAGGAGGCGAUUGGAAAGGAUCUGAGUAAGAGGCAUGUGCCGAAAUGGAUUUUUGAGACGCCUGAAAUUCCUACAACCAUCAAUCUCAAAAAAGUUGAAUUACCCGUCAAGCACAUCGUGUGCGGACGUAAGGUCAAGCCGAGCGGGACGCUGGCUAAUCCGCAGAGUCUGGACUUUUACUACCAGUUUGCAAAGGUGGAGGAGCUGGUGAAUCCUCAUCCUAACCUUUGAGGGUACAUAAUUAGGGGAUGAUCUCUGAGUAUGGGGAUGUCUUUACGAACUUGCGAUAAUCAUGUAAUGUUUGAUGUAUGAUCAGGGGAUUAUUAGUACGACAGUAAUGUACACGACACAAGUGUUGGAUACGAUGAUGAGCUGAAUCCAAGACUUACCAACC